ACACACACACACACACACACACACACACACACACACACACACACAGUGAGUGCACCAAGAGUUCAAGAGCGCUAGUGUGUGUUUGACUGCAAUUAAGGGGAGUGGAAAUAUUUUGGGGCAGUAUAGUCGGUUUAUCCAUCCACGUUUCUUUCGGUCGGGACGAAGUUUCGCUAGUGUAUAUCUAUACUUUUGGUUACUUUACUCUGUGCGCCAGGCAAUUAAACCAAGUGACAAUACUGUCCACAGCGAGGACAUGUGUUGCACGUGAGAAGACACGGAGUUGAGUGCGCAGGGUUGCAGAAAAGGACAGAGUGAAAACUGAACAAGACCACUCCACGCACCAUGAAGAAAGGGGACUCUGGUUGUCAGUUUCUGAAUGAAGUUGGGGCUCUGCACUGCAUGUCUGGCAGUAAUUAUGAGGGCAAGGGGAAGAGAAUUAAGGUAGCAUCCCAUCCCAUCCCAUUGGUGGGAUUGAUCUUGUUGGCCACCCUCCCUUUUGGAGCAAGUAUCAAACAAAGUGUCCCCAGGGUUAAACUCAGCCACGGAGAACUGCUGCAAGCCGGCAGUGUAUCUCUGUUUUUGGGCCCCUCCGAUGGCCUCCACUCCCACUCGCUGCUUCUGGAUGAAGAGAGAGGUCGUCUUCUGUUGGGAGCCAGAGAUCACAUCUACCUGCUUGACACUGACAAUCUGGCCAGAACCCCCAGAAAGAUUCACUGGCCUGCUCCGCGAGACCAAGUGGAUAUGUGCAAACUGGCAGGCAAAAAUGCAAAUUUGGAGUGUGCUAACUUUGUCAGGGUCCUUCACAACUACAAUCGUACACAUGUCUAUGCCUGUGGGACAGGAUCCUUUCACCCCAACUGUGCUUUCAUUGAAAUCACUGGCCGCAGAGAGGAUGGCGUGUUCCAACUGCUGUCUAGGACAGUGGAGUCUGGCAGAUUGAAAUGUCCUUUUGAUCCUUCGCAGCCAUUCACCUCAGUCCUCACAGAUCAGUACCUGUAUGCGGGCACAUCAUCAGACUUCCUGGGCAAAGACACAACUUUCACACGCUCCCUUGGCCCUCCACCUGACCAGCACUACAUACGCACAGACAUGUCUGAAGAAUACUGGAUCAAUGAGGCCAGGUUUAUAUCUGCUCAUCCCAUUGCAGACACCUACAAUCCAGAUGAUGAUAAGAUAUACUUUUUCUUCCGCGAGGUGUCAUGGGAAGGCAACGGCAAAAGCAUCCUGUCCCGAGUGGCUCGUGUGUGCAAGAAUGAUGUGGGUGGGCUGAGAAGUCUGACCAAUAAAUGGACCACCUUCCUCAAAACCAGACUUGUGUGUUCUAUCCCUGGACCAGAUGGAGUGGACACACACUUUGAUGAGCUCCAGGACAUCUUCAUGCUCCCUACCAGAGAUGACAAAAACCCCAAAGUGUAUGCAGUCUUCACCACUUCCAGCUCCAUUUUCCGUGGCUCAGCAGUGUGUGUGUACAGCAUGGCGGACAUAAGGGCCGUGUUUAAUGGACCUUACGCCCACAAGGAAGGGCCUGACCACCGAUGGGUAGAAUACGAGGGGAGGAUACCGUAUCCCCGUCCUGGAACGUGUCCCAGCAAGACAUAUGAUCCAAGGAUCAAGACCACCAAAGACUUCCCAGAUGAGGUGGUCAGUUUUAUUCGAUUCCACCCUCUUAUGUAUCGCUCUGUAUACCCUCUGACCGGUCGACCUGUGUUCACGCGUGUCCGAGUGGACUACACCCUGACUCAGAUCGUUGUGGACAGAGUUUUGGCAGAGGAUGGACAAUAUGAGGUCAUGUUUCUUGGAACAGAUGUCGGCUCAAUUCUAAAGGUGGUGAGCAUCACUCAGGAAAAUUGGUCAACAGAGGAAGUGGUGCUGGAAGAACUUCAAGUUUUCCAGGUUCCCACUCCCAUCCUCAGUAUGGAGAUAUCUUCUAAACAGCAACAGCUCUACGUGGGAUCAAAUGAAGGGCUAGCCCAGGUUUCACUCAGUAGAUGUCACCUGUAUGGUCAAGCCUGCGCUGAAUGCUGCCUGGCACGAGACCCCUACUGCGCCUGGGAUGGACACACAUGCUCACGAUACGUCCCUGCAUCAAAGCGGCGAGCCAGAAGACAGGACAUCAAGCAUGGAGACCCUGCCAGUCAGUGUUGGGACACUGAAGACAGUCUUGUUGGGGGACAGGUGGAGGAGAGAGUCCUCUAUGGGGUGCAGCGCAACUCCACCUUCCUCGAGUGUAUCCCCAAAUCUCAACAGGCUCUGAUCCGGUGGUACAUACAGAGGCAUGGAUCUGAACGCAGAGAGGAGGUCAGGCUGGAUGAUCGUGUCGUACACACAGAUCGAGGUCUUCUGAUUCGCUCCCUCCAAACCUCUGAUGCUGGCGUGUAUCUCUGCGUAGCUCAAGAGCACACACACUUCACCCACACUCUCCUCCAUCUCAAGCUACAACUUGUUACACAUGGACAACUGGAUGGGAAGCCCAAGCCCAGUGAUGACCCCAUGGUGGAGUUGCGCCACAGCGUGGAGUCCCGUCAGCGUUAUAAAGACUACCUGAGAGUGAUGAGCUCUCCCUUUGGCUCUCUGGAGGAGUAUUGCGAUUCACUGUGGUUGGAGAAAAGACCAACAAGGGUGCGAGGAAGAGGCUUAGGAGCUGUCAAAUGGAAACAUAUGCAGGAAAUGAAGAAGAGCAGGAACAGGAGACAACACAGAGAGAGGGACAAAGAGUGGGAAAAACAGGAGCGAGGGAGGGUGGUGAGGACAGCAAAGCAGUGAGGGAUGUCAUAAACAAACAAUCAGGGUUAGUUAUCUAUACGACAAGGCAGAACGUAACACAUAACUGCAGAAUUGCAAUGACAGAUCAAUUCAUGAGCAAGCAAAAUCUAACUCAGAGUAACAGUAAUGGGGCGUGAAAGACUAACUCUGAAAUACAGUAUAUAGAGGUCAAAAUAAAAGUAUUGAAAAGAUAUCCACAAGCAAUUUUAUGUAGUAUUGGGAUGUGAAUAUCAAACUGCAUUCAUCUCUCCUGAAUUGGAACAUGACUGGUCUUUCCUAAAGCUUUCACCGGCUAAAUGCUGUAGUUUCCCCAGCAGGAUGGUUAUUAGAGGUGAUGAUUUGAGAAUAUUGAAACUUAUAGUUGAAUUAGUGAGAUUGCGAAAAUACCAAAAAACUAAGAGUUUGCCUGUGGUGAUGACAAUGCAUUCAUGUUGAAUGACUGUAAAUAUUUACAUACCAUGUACAGGAGAUACAGCAUGCUCAGUUUAGUCUAAUUACUGAUGUGUAUACCUAAAAUGAUAAUCAUGUAUAAUGUUUGGUCUGACAAAAUAACAUAUCAUUCUUUAAUGCUGUUGUUGAAAGUUAUUUAAAUAAAUCGGUCCUGGAGCCUCUGUUCAAUGAAUUAAUUACAUUGUGUGAAGAGACUAAGAGACUCAAGCAAACAGCAAACAAGGUUGAGAACGGGUUUGUGUUAGUUCAGAUGAGUCUCUCCUGAUAUAGCAACACAAGUCCCUGUGCACUGUAUGCAGAUGUCAGAAUGAUUCAGGACCAGCUGGUCUCUUGUUUAGUGUGUGUGUGUGUGUGUGUCUAAAAGAUAGAGGGAAAAUGGGUGUCUUCAGGAAACCAUGCAAAAUAGGAAAAAGUCAUUUAAAGAAUUCCUUGAAUAACCUGGUAAAGCUCUAAAUGCAUCAACAUCACUUUCAUGAGCAAACAUUCUGCACAACAACACACUCAUUCUAAUGUUUCUAACUCUCUCCAGAGGGAAACUUCAAAUUUGCAAGUACAAAAGUAGAUAGCAUUGUGUGUGUGUGCGUGUGUUCAUUACACUAUAAGUUGUCUAAAACCAAUUUAGUUUUUUAUGCUCUCAUAUGUGUUUUUUUUGGCUGCAGUUGCUGUGGAUUUUAUAUUGUUUACACAGUUCUGUGGCAAGUUAUUUAAUUUAUGUGGUUGCUUGUUGCACCCCCCACGGUGUCCUUACACUUUUAUUUAUUGUUGGCCAUUUUGUUUAUUGUCUAAGUUUUGUCUCUUUUCUGGUUAAUUAUUCUAAGGCUAUACUGAAGGUGUUGUAUAAUUGAUAAUCAGUUAUGUUGGUUUGGACAUAAGGUGUCUGUGGUUUGACGUUUAGGCUACUUUGGCGUUGUUUUGUAGCCUAAAUCUUUUCUUUAAUUUAAUUGGUAUAAUCUAUAUUAGCCUACAUAUAGUCUUAUAAGACUACUUACAUUGUAGCACACUAACUUUUACAUAGAAUACAUUUUAACUAACCUACUUUUUACUUUUACCUGGGUAUGUUUUUACUCAAGUAUUUUUACUUUUACUUGUGUAAAAUGCAUUUAAAGGAAUACUACUUUUUGUUGAGUAAAAUAUUCUAGUAGUCUUUUCCAAGUUGUUGAAAAACUGUUAAUGCUCAAUAACUUAAUAGCCUUUUAAUUCUUUUACUGAUCUCAUAUUUAGGCCUCCCCUAACACAUGACUAUUACUGUCUGUUAGUGAUACACUUGGUAUUUUUUUUUGCCUAAACAUUCACCUCAGUUCAUUGUAUUUACUGUACUUAUAUAAGUAUGCACAUACCAACAAAAUUCAAGUCUCUUAUUUUGUGUGUCUCCACAGUGAUUUCUCCAUGUUUCCUGUAACAAAGACAAUAAAUAUUUCAUGAACUU
Etheostoma cragini (Arkansas darter) is the source of this 4639-nucleotide messenger RNA. It is a transcript of the gene sema3d, whose product is annotated as sema domain, immunoglobulin domain (Ig), short basic domain, secreted, (semaphorin) 3D. Gene Ontology annotation, biological process: positive regulation of cell migration; negative chemotaxis; axon guidance. The transcript is spliced from 18 exons. Gene Ontology annotation, molecular function: chemorepellent activity; semaphorin receptor binding. NCBI's taxonomy places the organism in Eukaryota, Metazoa, Chordata, Actinopteri, Perciformes, Percidae. The record is from RefSeq and is a predicted model, not a curated record. The coding region runs from base 343 to 2763 and encodes 806 amino acids.